Molecule: messenger RNA, 384 nt
Organism: Penicillium pulvis
Lineage: Eukaryota; Fungi; Ascomycota; Eurotiomycetes; Eurotiales; Aspergillaceae
Exons: 1
Coding region: 1-384 (127 amino acids)
Source: RefSeq, a predicted model, not a curated record
AUGGCCAACGGCAUCGGGACCCUUCAAAUGAAGAUCGACAUCCUACAGCACCGUAGCGUGUCGCCCUCUAGCGCCACAUUCAGCAACCCGCUGGCAACCAUCGCCGCUCCAUCAUUUGGCCCAUCUACUUCUGCGGGGCUAUCUAACGCGCCAGGCUUUUCCGACAAUCGGUCCAGCGCGGACCCCGCCGGCGGCGCUUACGAGAUCCUAAACAAGAAACUCACGAACGAUGGAAGCAAUCUGUUGACCAUAGCCACUUCCAAGACCAGCACCAAACACCGUCGCCCGUACCAAUGUCCCAGUGACUCAAGACGCGAACUCUACAGUCAAUCAAACCCUGCUGAAGCACCUGCGAGCCCACCUUUAAUCGGCUCAGCACCGUGA